Molecule: messenger RNA, 890 nt
Organism: Vigna unguiculata (cowpea)
Lineage: Eukaryota; Viridiplantae; Streptophyta; Magnoliopsida; Fabales; Fabaceae
Product: Myb domain protein
Source: RefSeq, a predicted model, not a curated record
ACUAUAUUCCACAGUGCAGAUGAAGUAAGAAUGAAACUACUGAAGUGAACAAAACCUGUGUUUGGAGAACUACCUUGGAACCAUGCUGGCGGCGAUUCGGAGAAUGACGACAGUGGCCGGAGAAACUGCGCGCAUAACCAGAUUCUCUCUUCAUGCCCCAAAACACGUAGAGGUGGAAUUUGGCGAUGGUAGAAUGUUCAAGUUAUCAGCUGAAUUUCUCAGAAUAAAUAGUCCCGCAGUUGAUGGGAAGAUUAGGUCAAUUGGAGGUGAAAAGGUGAUAUCUGGGAGACGCCAUGUAGGAAUCAUGUCUGCAGAACCAGUGGGAAACUAUGGGGUGAGGUUCAAUUUUGAUGACUUGCAUAAGACUGGUAUUUAUUCCUGGGACUAUUUUUAUCAUCUGGGGAGCAACAAGUUUACCCUUAUGAGAAAUUACAUUAAAACUUUGAAGAAGCAUGGACUUAGUAGGGAUCCAAGAGGAAGGAAAUGAUGCAGACUUUAGUUUAACCACCCAAAUAUAGCUUGAGAUUUGGUGGCAGUUGUCAAAUAUCAGCAUGGCACUCUGAUAGCUUCAUUUGUUGAAGGGUUUGAGUUCAAUGAAUGGUGAAUUAUGGAUAUCAAUACUAUUGGAGAAGAGAGGGGAAUAAAGGAAGGUUUUCCAUCCUUUCCGGUUCUUGUUUUUUUGUGAGGAAAGGAUAAUCUGCGAAGGCAGUUCUGUAUUUUCUAGAGAGCUCUUGAUUCCAUUUUAGAUCUUGUUGUAUUUUAAUUACUGUACCUUGCUUCUUUAUUCUUCUUCUUUACUCAUAUUCAUCUAUUAAAAUCUGUAAUCUUUAAAAUUCUUUUGACUUACCUGCAAAGUGAUCUGAAAAAUAUUAUGGACUUUAAUGGAAAAA